AUGUCGGGCAUGAGCGCGAUCGUGAUGACGAAGGGAGUGAUCCGCGCGCCCUCGGCGACGCGAAGGUCGGGCACCGCGUCGCGGCGCGGCGGACACGGGCGCACCUUAUCUUCAUCGCGCACAACCGCUUCCCGAGACGACGACGACGCAGCCACGGGGUUCGUCAACAUCAAGGGCGACGAGGGCGUGGACGAGGCCAGGACGGAGGUGCCCCAGUCCAUCAAGGAUCAGUACCGGCUGAUCGAGGAUCCGACGUGGCUGGAGCGGGAACUGCUCCGCCAGGACGACGGGUACCCGACGAGUCGAGCCGCGGUGCUGCGACAGACGUUCAUGACGGGUGACGCCAAGGGGUUCGGGUACGCGGUGAGCAGCAUCCAGCUCACGCUCGCGAUGUUCGCGUGCGCGUACGUCGCCUUCGCCGCCGCGCGCGUGCCGGGCGCGGAGGAGGGUGACCUCAUAUACGUCGUGGGAGGCACGUGGAAGUGGUUCGCGCUGCUCGGCGCGACGAGUUUCUACCUGGAGUGCGUCAAGUUCGUGGAAUCAGUCGUGGGCGUCGAGGGACGACGAAAGAUGUGA
This is a messenger RNA of Micromonas commoda, 576 nucleotides long. RefSeq lists its product with no specific name. The transcript has a single exon. The record is from RefSeq and is a predicted model, not a curated record. Bases 1 to 576 code for a protein of 191 amino acids. Lineage: Eukaryota; Viridiplantae; Chlorophyta; Mamiellophyceae; Mamiellales; Mamiellaceae.